UAAACUUCUGUGUCUUGUGCUUCUACUGCAGUGACAGAGUAUUUUAAUCUUCAAUCUCAGCUCAAUUAGAUUAUGGCUUCAAAAUAUCACGACGAUUGGCAAUCUAGUAAGAAAACAGUCUUACAAAGAAACGCGUAUAUGUUUGAUAACGAAUUGAUGAGCGAUGUAUCUUUCACGUGUGGGAAAUCAAGUCGCAUAUUUCAUGCUCACAAAUAUGUGCUUGCUACGAGCAGUGCUGUAUUUUAUGCCAUGUUUUAUGGCGACUUGGCACAGAAAGAAUCCACUAUUCGUAUUACGGACGCAGAAGAGGAAAGCUUCGAAGAGUUUUUACGAUUUCUGUACACUGAUAAUUGUAAAAUUACCGCUGAGAGCGCGAUAGGAGUUAUGUAUUUGGCUAAGAAGUAUCUUAUUUCGCCUUUGGCGGAGAAAUGUUGCAAGGUUCUAGAGGCAAGCAUUAAACCUGAUAACGUUUUCGUGGUGUUGGAACAAGCGAUACAUUUUGAUGAAAAAAUGUUAGAAGCCAAAUGCUGGAAUAUUGUUUCUGUGGAAACUCUCGAAUGCAUUAACUCGGAAGCAUUCUGUAAUAUCGGAUCGCAUACCCUGAACGCUUUGUUAAAGAAUGAAAUGCUGGAAAUUACAGAAGUCCAUUUGUUUACAGCAGUGCUAAAAUGGGUCGAUAACGAAUGUGCAAGACAGGGUACAAAUGUUGAAGAUGAUAUUGGGGCAAGAAGACGCGUCCUGGGGGAUAAUGUGUAUGAAAUUCGUUUUCUUGAAUUCUCACAGGAAGACUUUGCAAAGUAUGUCCCUCCAAUCGGAAUACUUACAGAGACAGAGAUCAUCUCUAUAUUUCGGGCAUUUAACGGAGUUGAUGUGGCUGGCUUGAAAUGGAAGGAUCAAGGGAAAAGGAGACCGCGUACAAUUGGUUUCAGCAGAUUCGAGCUUGCUGGUGUCACUGGUUCGUGGGGUUACAGUGGAAAUAAGGAUGCUCUUACACUUGUUGUCAAUAAAGCUGUUCGUUUUCACGGUGUUCGAUUGUUUGGUAACGCUGAUGGUAGCCAAUACGAAGUCAAAUUUACAAUCAAAGACAAAGAUAAUGUAACAGGGACCAAUACUUCAGAACAAGACAAUGACGGUCUGUGGGGAUAUGAUGUCAUGUUACCUAAACCAAUUUCUCUACUGCCAAACGAAGAAUUCACAAUAAUUGCGGCAAUAAAAGGACCAAAUUCUCACAGUGGUACCAAUGGAAAAACAACAGUGAAAGUCGAUGACAUUGUUGUAACAUUUAAAGACGCACCUUCAGGUUUAAGUCCAAAUGGUACAAGCACAAUAAGUGGUCAAUUUUACAAACUUUUUCUGUCUUCAGUGUAGAAACAGAAUAUUUCUCACUUGAUCUGAAUUGGCUAAUAUUGUAAUGGCAUAAAUGGACGACUAUCAUUUGUCAUAAACAAAUGCAUCUAGGGUAUUGGAAAAUUGUUUAGUGAAAAAUCAACCAAUCAGAGAGACUGUAUCUUUGUUCUCAGAGACAGAGGUAUCGGACUUAACUUUAAAAGGCUAGGCCAUUUAUGAUAUGUAAAACCGAUUCACUGUAAAUUCACAUAUCAGUUAGAAUUUAUUACCUAAUAAACUGACUAAAUACAAAAGUAUCAAAA
Molecule: messenger RNA, 1649 nt
Organism: Paramuricea clavata
Lineage: Eukaryota; Metazoa; Cnidaria; Anthozoa; Malacalcyonacea; Plexauridae
Source: the annotation of a GenBank genome assembly